Molecule: messenger RNA, 828 nt
Organism: Trichophyton verrucosum HKI 0517
Lineage: Eukaryota; Fungi; Ascomycota; Eurotiomycetes; Onygenales; Arthrodermataceae
Exons: 3
Coding region: 1-828 (275 amino acids)
Molecular function (GO): protein binding
Source: RefSeq, a predicted model, not a curated record
AUGACAGACGCACCAAGUGACAAGCACAGUGAAAGCGAUGGGGACGAAGAAGUCUUUCAUGAUGCUCGUUUUCCCCCAGACGAGGAAGCCGACCUAUUAAGCCAGUCACAUAGCUACAAAGCCGAUGCGAACACACUGUUUUCUGCUUCUAAUUAUUCAGAGGCUAUUACUACAUACGAUAGAGCUCUUGCCGUCUGUCCUAACUACCUCGAUUACGAGGUGGCUGUUUUAAAAAGCAAUAUUGCUGCAUGCCAUAUACAGUUGGAAGAAUGGGAAUCGGCUGUAGAUGCAGCCACAUCUAGCAUAACAUUUCUGGAUCGUUUGGCUCCUAUAGCUCUCGCUACAACCUCUCAAUCUAGUAAGGAUGCGGAUACGGGUUCAAAUAAGACGGCGGAUGCCACCUCUAGGGUUGUCGAACUACCAGACAAUACGAGUCAAGGGCAGGAGGAUGAGGUCCUUCGAACGUUGAAAGAAAAGGAUACGCAUAGGGAGGAUGUACUACGUAUAAGAGGCAAGUCUCUUAUGCGGAGAGGGAAGGCAAGAAUGCAGUUGGGCGGAUGGGCGAAUCUCCAGGGUGCUGAAGAGGACUACAAGAGCCUGCUGGAGCUUGGGAUUCUCCCUCCGCAAGACACUAGAGCGGUCAAGACUGCUCUAAGGGAAUUGCCUGCUAAAAUAAACGCAGCAAAGGAUAAAGAAAUGGCCGAGAUGAUGGGUAAACUAAAAGAUCUCGGAAAUGGGAUUCUAAAGCCAUUUGGUCUGUCCACGGAUAAUUUCAAGUUCGUCAAGGAUGAGAAAACUGGUGGCUAUAGCAUGGGGUUUGAGAAAUGA